This is a messenger RNA of Porites lobata, 2860 nucleotides long. The record is from the annotation of a GenBank genome assembly. NCBI's taxonomy places the organism in Eukaryota, Metazoa, Cnidaria, Anthozoa, Scleractinia, Poritidae.
AUGUGGAAUCUCUUUUGGGUGGUACAGUAUAUUGUGAGUUUGUUCUUGCAGAUUACUGUUGUGGAAGAAGGUGACUUGAUAGCCAAAAGAACUCGCUCUCAGUUGCCUCUCCAAGAUGUUUCUAUUGAAAGUAUUGAAGGUACAUAUUGUUAACACAACCAAGAACAGAAAGUAUUCAUCAACUGUUGUUAGUGAAUUACAGCAAUGUAAUUAAAUUUGGAUUGCCCCACCCCUCUCUUACAUGUACACCACAAACAGUAUUUGAAGCAUGUUUCAGCAUUGUAUAAGGCAGAGGGGAGAGAGAACUGCGAGGUAUUUUCCAGAAGGUAGCACUGUUUUAUGAAAGCACACAAAAAUUACUGUCCCAUGGACUUUUGUCCAGGAUUGUAGUAAUAGUAAAAAUAUAUGGCAAAGCACCUCAAUAUUAUAAUGAAACCUCAUUAUUGCAAACAUAUUUAGCCAUUCCCUUGGCUCUUUGUUUUGAUUAGUUUCCACUGAACAGUCUGUUGGGUUGAGCUUUGGAUUUUGGACUUGUCUUCAGUUUAAUAUUAGGCAUUAGUUGACAUACACAACAGGACGGCAAAAGGAAGAGCAUGGCAAAAUGUGUUUGUGUUUUGUUGUGAUCUUUACUUAUAACUGUGUUGAGGCCCCAGUUGUUGAAGAGCUGGAUUAAGCACUAUCCACCAGGGCCCAGUUGUUUGAAAGGUGGAUAAUGCUAUCCAUUGGAUAAAUCUCUAUUCAGUGGAUAACGCAAUUGAUUUCCCCAAUACCUAUCUGCUGGAGAGCGAUUUAUCCUGUGGAUAGUGCUAUCCAAUGUUUGAACAAUCAGGGCCAGAUUAAUAUCCAGGGGAUAAGUAUAAGGAAUACUAACUUAGUUUGUUAUUGAGUGGAUAGAGAUUUAACUGGUGGAUAGCGAUUGUCCUUUUGAAAAACUGGGGCCUUGUCUUUUAUUGAGAAUUCAUCUGUUUAAAGGAAGGUAUGGUUUGGCGGAAAAUUUUUUGCAAAAAUACUUAAUCACGACACGCUUGUCACACAAGGUUUGCAAUUGCCUUUCCUCUCCCUUCCUAUUGUGUAAGUCUACUACUCUUAAGGAGUUGAAGGAGUAAUUCUGACCAACACCUUCUGUUUUAUUCAGCCACAUUCCAGCCUCCAGAUUUCACUGCUGAUAUGUAUGAUAGUAUCCCAGUGGAUGAUAUGGACUUUGAAGACAUUGAAUGGCAGAAGUGGCUUCAGGGACUAGUCAACUCAGGUAUAUACCAUGUACAUGUAGGAGAAUCAUUGAUGAUGUGCAAGUUCAGUAUGUUAAAUGCAUUUAUUUUUUAAAGACAAAGUUGGGUUUUUGCCAAAAAAUGAAGAAGGCUAAUGUCCAGCCUUCUUGGCCAAACAAUUCUUCCAGUUGUCAAUUUAUACAAUGUAAAAGAAUCACUUGUAUGGCCAAACAAAAAGUUUGUAACAAUGUUUGUCUAUUACACUGUAUGUCUAUUACUGUAAGCAAUGUUUGUCUAUCACACUGUAAAUAAAAAGUCUGAUGCAAAAAUUCGGUUACUUUGAAGCACUUUCAAAAAUGACCAAAUAACCGAGGUGUCAUUCUUGCACUGAGCCCUUCAGUUUCUCUCAUUGGUUAACCAGACUCACUUGAUAUUGCCUGCUUUUGGAGAAUGCCAACGACCAUCUACGUGUGGAAAGACUUAACAGUUGAUCAUAUAAUAACUAAGUUUGUAUGCCCCUGUGCUUUACGUUUGACAGAGUUUUUGACUUUUUCAUUGCUUGCUAAUGCUCAUCACCAUUAGAGUUGAUCUCUAUUAUAUUAGAACUGUGUGCUAAUAUUUUUUUAUUAUUAAUCAAAAAACCUAAAAAUGGCCUUUUACCAACUUUUUCACCUGAUUUUACAUGAAAUAGACAGAUUUGGUUGUUUUAUGCUGAAAAGUGGAUUUUUUUCUAAAAGCUUGGUACUCUGCUUAACCCAUUCGCUCCUGGAGAUUUUGCCGAAAAACGCGUUUUGAAGCUAGUCGAGUGGUUUUCUGGUCACUGUCGUGCUAUAAAGAGCUAAAACUUACCACAAACCGGUUUACAGGUCGUACACUUGGCGGCCUUCUGAUCCAGAUGCAAAAUAUCAGCUUGCGAAGUUCGGGCAUGCGCAGAAAGCAAAAUUUCGACAUGUUUUUGGGUUUAAAAGUGACACAGCAGUCUUGACUUUUACUUUUCGCUUUCUCUCCUCCCUUCUUUUUUCGCUUUUCUUGCCUCAUUUUUUUUUUCUCUUGCUGGGCAUUUAGUAGGCUUCAUUUUGGUGGGAAGAGUUUUUAGGAAAGCUUUUAGGAUCUUAGGAUUAGGUGAAAGGAAAGGUAGGUGGGUAAUGGAACAAGAUUUUCAUGGAGAUUUUCAGGUCCUUGUCACGUGGUUUUUUGCUUGUUUCUCCGGUGCCCUUGACUGAAUUGUGCUCAUUCUGGUAUGGUUUGAAAGAUCUCUUCACUCUGCACACGUGUGCGAAGAAAGUUGUCCUUGACCGUUACAACUGAUGACGUCACAAAGGGUAGAAAGGACCUGGAUCCGCACGGGCCGUUACGGGCGGUUCAGGGGCGAAUGGGUUAAGAUCUCAAUGCUGGCAUACAGUAUUUUUCUCUUUUUGAUUAUUGAACAGCUGUGACUACAUGUAUUUUUUUUUUGCACUUGUAGACAUACACAAAGUAGUGUAUGGUUUAGCACAUUUAAUCCAGUUAUUUUUAUUUUUGUUUUACAUGUAGAUGAAGUCUGUGGUGAAGAUGAUCAGGAGGAUACUGAAUACAAUUUCAUGGCUGAAGACCAAAAAGAAGAAAAGGAAGAAUACAGGAAUGACAGAGCUGUUAGAAUUCCACGUGAGUAA